AUGGAGUCCGCCGGCGGUAGCAUCCCUAGGCCGCAGACGGCGUCCGCGCGCCGGCUGGGGCGCAGCUCCAGCUCUGCUUCCCGCGCUGGCGCUGGCGCGUUCGCCUACGACGGGAUGCGCGCCGCGCCGCUCUUCUCCUCGGCCAACUUCGCGCGCUCCCUCCGCAAGGCGGCCUCCUUCGGCCACAAGAAGAAGCCAAGCGCCGGCGACGCCGAUGCGGCCGCGCAACCGCCCCGCCGGGCACUGAGCAGCAAGGAUCAGAACACCGUCCACGGCGCGGACGCCGGGGCGGUGACGUUGUCCCCCCGCCGGUCGCCGCCACAGCCCGGCGUCGGUGCGAGGCAAGGCCCCUGGGAGCCCGCGAGGCGGAGGCGCAGCACCGGGGGGGCGUCGCCGGACGAAACCCCGGCGGAUAAAGUAUCGGCUGGCGCGCUGAGGGACAUGAUGAUGCGGAAGAGGGAGGGGUCCGAGAAGGAGGAGACGGUGCACCGGGCGCGCGUGCUCGCCACGCGGCUGCUGCAGUGGCGGUUCGCCAACGCUCGGAUGGAGAAGGCCGCCGCCCGCGCGACCUCCGCAGCCGAGAACAAGCUGUUCUACACGUGGCUGCGCGUGGCGGAGCUGCGCAACAUCCAUGCGGCGAAGCGGAUCGUGGCGCAGCGGCGGCGGCAGAAGCUGAAGCUGGAACGGCUGCUGCGGCCGCAGCUGCCCCUCCUCGCACCAUGGGAGUCGUUGGAGGAGCCCCACUCCGACGCCGUCUCCGACCUCGCCGGCGCCCUCUCCGCCGCCUGCACACCCCUCCCCGUAACCGCCGGCGCCCAAGUCGACAUGGAGUCGCUCCGCGAGAUCGUGUUCGCCUGCGUGGGCACGGCGACCGAGAUCGAGGCCAACGCCGACAGGUUCUACGCCACGGCCGGAGCGACGAGCGGCGCGCUGGGCGAGCUUGCAAGGACGAUACGGCAGGAGGUGGAAGGGCUGGAGGAAGCCAUGCGGCUGUCCAGGGUCGUCACUCGCUUGCAGAUGCAGGAGGCGAGCCUUCGGACGAACUUAGUUCAGGCGAAGCAGAAGCGUGAUCACGACAUGGGAGUCGCCUUCGUCGCCCCGGCGACUGCAGCUUCCGGGUGGUGCUACUGA
Molecule: messenger RNA, 1131 nt
Organism: Triticum turgidum subsp. durum (durum wheat)
Lineage: Eukaryota; Viridiplantae; Streptophyta; Magnoliopsida; Poales; Poaceae
Source: the annotation of a GenBank genome assembly